Aedes albopictus (Asian tiger mosquito) is the source of this 7220-nucleotide messenger RNA. RefSeq lists its product as uncharacterized. The coding region runs from base 1302 to 2222 and encodes 306 amino acids. NCBI's taxonomy places the organism in Eukaryota, Metazoa, Arthropoda, Insecta, Diptera, Culicidae. The record is from RefSeq and is a predicted model, not a curated record. The transcript has 2 exons.
CUUAUUUGCUGCUGCUUCGAAAUUAUAAGAAAUCCACCAUAUGAAAAACAUACUACAAUUUCAAUGAUAUUUUGGUCAUUUUGAAAGAAUAUAAAUGGUACUUUUGAAAAAUAGAACAAUGACUUGUUCCUUUACACUUAUGCAUUAAAAGUUUUGCAUAAAAGUCAACGGUUUCGGUAAAAACAGGGGUGUCCAUUUCGCCCCGGGUGUCCAUUAUGCCCCUAAUACCCCUACUCCAGUUUUUAAAUGGGAAAAUUUGUGCUUAAGUUUGAAAUUUUAUUUAACAUCACAAAUCACACUAACUUCACUACCUUAAUGAUUAUAACCAUUUUCUUCACUGUUUCAUACCUGGUUCUCAUCCGACUGUUACCACAGUUGCAGUUAGGGUGGUCAGGAUUGACCGUUCGCCCCUGGAAAUGUAUGUUGUUCUUUGCGUUCCUUGUAGCGUCUCACAGGGUGGUCUGGCUGCGAACGUUCGCCCCUGUUAUUGUGAUAAUUAUUGUAGGCAUGCCGUCGAUCGCGAGACAGCGCUGGCGUAUUUUUUUGCUUUAGUUGCGGUUACUACAUAUUCUUCAUUGCGUUGGCCUGCGCCGUCGCGAUGAUUACUUGGAUUACUUUGUUUGAUUGUUUUUUUUUGCCUGUAUUUGUACAGGGCAAAGAUGGAAAUCACUAUGACUGUAAUCACUAGUGAUGCAAUAAUUGUCAGAUAGAUCAGCUGGUCACUAACACUAAAUUGUUCCAUCGAGUGUUCUUCGCUUUUAGUAGUUGAGUCUACUUCCUCUAGACGUGGUAUUGUGGAUUUACCGGCUACUUGUAUUCUACCGAGGGAAGUUAAGGAUGCCAUCCAUCAGCUCAAAAACAACAAAGCGGCUGGUAAGGACGGUAUCGCAGCAGAACUCAUCAAGAUGGGCCCGGAAAAGUUGGCCACCUGUCUGCACCAGUUAGUAGUCAAGAUCUGGGAAACCGAAUAGUUACCGGAGGAGUGGAAGGAAGGGAUAAUCUGUCCCAUCCACAAGAAAGGCGACAAGUUAAUGUGUGAGAACUUUCGAGCGAUCACCAUUCUGAAUGCCGCCUACAAAGUGCUAUCCCAGAUCAUCUUCCGUCGUCUUUCACCUAAAGUAAAUGAGUUCGUGGGAAGUUAACAAGCCGGUUUCAUCGACGGCCGGUCGACGACGGACCAGAUCUUCACCGUACGGCAAAUCCUCCAGAAAUGCCGUGAAUACCAGGUCCCAACGCAUCACCUGUUCAUCGACUUCAAAGCGGCAUACGACAGUAUCGACCGCACAGAGCUAUGGAAAAUUAUGGACGAGAACAGCUUUCCCGGGAAGCUGACUAGACUGAUAAGAGCAACGAUGGACGGUGUGCAGAACAGCGUAAGGAUUUCGGGUGAACUAUCCAGUUCAUUUGAAUCUCGACGGGGACUACGACAAGGUGAUGGAUUUUCCUGCCUACUAUUCAACAUCGCCCUGGAAGGUGUUAUGCGACGAGCCGGGCUCAACAGCCGGGGUACGAUCUUCACGAAAUCCAGCCAAUUUGUCUGUUUUGCGGAUGACAUGGAUAUUAUUGCCCGAACAUUUGGAACGGUGGCAGAACAGUACACCCGCCUGAAACGUGAAGCAGCAAAGGUCGGACUGGUGGUGAAUGCGGCAAAGACAAAGUACAUGCUGGUAGGUGGGACUGAGCGAGACAGGACAAGCCUUGGCAGCAAUGUUACGAUAGACGGGGAUACUUUCGAGGUGGUAGAAGAAUUCGUCUACCUCGGUUCCUUGCUAACGGCUGACAAUAACGUGAGCCGUGAAAUACGAAGGCGCAUCAUCAGUGGAAGUCGUGCCUACUAUGGGCUCCAGAAGAAACUGCGGUCAAAAAUGAUUCACCCCCGCACCAAAUGUACCAUGUACAAGACGUUAAUAAGACCGGUGGUUCUCUACGGACACGAGACAUGGACGAUGCUCGAGGAGGACCUGCAAGCACUCGGAGUUUUCGAGCGACGGGUGCUAAGGACGAUCUUCGGCGGCGUGCAGGAGAACGGUGCGUGGCGGAGAAGGAUGAACCACGAGCUCGCUGCACUUUACGGCGAACCCAGCAUCCAGAAAGUGGCCAAAGCCGGAAGGAUACGAUGGGCAGGGCAUGUUGCAAGAAUGCCGGACAACAACCCUGCAAAGUUGGUGUUUGCUAACCAUCCGGUAGGUACAAGAAGGCGUGGAGCGCAGAGAGCACGAUGAGCGGACCAGGUGGAGCGUGAUCUGGCGAGUGUUGGGCGUGACCGACGUUGGAGAGCUGCAGCUGCAAAUCGAGUAUUAUGGCGACAAAUUGUUGAAUCAGUAUUAUCAUGAAUUUGAUGUUCACUAAAUAAAUGAAUGAAUUGUAUUCUACCGGUUACUUGAGUAUCCGUUACAAAUGAGCCGUUUUCAUAUAAAAAUCAACUUGAUUGUCAAAAAAUUAAUGUCGCUGAAUAGCUAGUGGCAACGAGGAAUAGCGCAUACAAUAAAAAUGUUUAAAAACAUUUUGAAGUUAUUCUUUUUAUAAAACGGCUACUUUGGAGGCCAUACUGAAGCGACCGGUAGAAUACAAGUAGCCGGUAAAUCCACAGUACCGUGCUGCUUUCUGUCGUUGAAGUCACUAUUACGGGCCAACAGCCCCUGAUUCCACACGCGAGUUUUAUCAUUUGUUCGUUUACCCGGGCACGCACAUUUAUUUUCACUGCGUAUGUAUGUUGUUAAGUUGGACUUCUGAUUGAGCUGUUUGGCGUAUUUUUGCGGUCCAAAAUUUAUUAUGUGCGCGCAUGUACAAAUAGCCGAUUGCGAUAAAGGUGAGGACGACAAACGUACCCGCGAUCACACGAACUUCUAUUAUGUUGAUUUGCUGGUUCACUAUAGUGUUCCCGAACCACGAUAUUUUCACUUUUAUUCACUAUUCGAAGAUUGCCGGUUUAAAGUCAGGUCGCCAUUUCGUAUACUUGAGUUUCGGAUCUCAAAAAUGGACUUCAUGUCCAACACGCACUGUCUCUAGAAUCAAGAUUGACAUCGUUCUUUAUUUGGCUCUUGCUUAUAUCUAGCUUACAAUUUCUUACCUAGACUAUUGUUGACGGUUGGGUCAGGCACGAGACCCAAACAGGUAAGCAAAACAAAGUAGACAAUAACAACAUAAUGUUUAUGGUUUGUUUAUAGCGGGAAAGUUUAAGGCUAAGGCUAGUUGCUAUUUACUAUUAUGAUGUUCUUGGAUAAACGGUUUUUCGGUUGAACAAAAGAAAUGAUAAUUAACCGUUAACAAUGUUGUAGCUUUAUGAACUAUGGUUUUUCCUGACAAGGGAUAGUUUUAUUAUUUAUAAUUAUCCUGUAUUCAAUAGUAUGCUACAAGUCGCAGGUACGGUCGUUUGAGGUUAGUAGAGGAAAAAAUCUCAAUAAUAGCAUAUCUUGAUAUGGAGAUCAAAAAGUAAUAUGGGUUUGAUUGACAUAAGAGAUAAAAGAUCUAAAAAUAAAAUCAAAAAUUUACUCCUGGAACAUCAUUAUAAUAUCAUGUUUAGAUUUUGUAAGAUCUAACCAAUAGCAGCGAGCUAUUCUUUUGAUCUUAAAAUAUCAAAUUUUGAUAUUGUUCAGAUGUUCCAGGAACGUUUUUCAGAUAUUAUUUUCAGAUCUUUUAUCUCUUAUAUCAAUCAAACCAAUAUCACGGUUUGAUCGUCAGUAUUUCACCUCUACCCGGGUACAUAGUUGUGGGUGUACAAGAGGAGCGAGCUAGUACUCUACGGAAACAUCAAUUGUAAGAUAAUAAGGUACAGAUAACUAACUUACAGCGAUACAUAAUGAAACAAUAUAUUUCAGCUUUGAUCGGCUAUUACCGAAGUCGAUUAUCAAGGAAGUUUCUUCUCGAGUCCGAACAAGUUCCAUUCAGCAUCAAGCGUACUAAAGCUGUACGCAACAAUGCCUGUCAAUGCAGUUUUCCAGCCGUGUCCAGCAGACAUAUAGUAAAGUGGGGCAAAAGUUCGAGUGGGGCAAGAGUUUCUUUUGAAGUUUUUGAACUCAAUUCAAAUUAUUUCUUUCGGGUGUCAAGGUUGUUCGAACCCUUUUUGAAUAAGAGUCUUUCACUUCAAAAAUUAUGAAAAUUGAUCAAUAUUUCGAGAAGUUAUGACAAAAUGUUGGUUUUUGAUCAAAAAAUUGUAACAUGCGAUGGCCUUUCCAACGCAUGGAAUGAAAUUUUAAUGAAAUCGAAUUCGAUAUUUUAUUUUGGGGCGUAACUAGGUAUAUUUUAAAGAUGCUCUAGCAUGUAUAACUUUUUGCAAAAAAGAUUUGGAAAUCGUAUUUUACACAUAGUGGGGCAAAAGUUCGAAUUGUGGGGCAAAAGUUCGAGUCAUGUGGCAACUUCAGGUAUAAACCUAAAAUUGUGCAAAAUGUACAUAUUAUCUCUAAGAGUGAUGGAAUUAGUGAGAAAAUUCGAUUAAAGUUGAAAAAAGCAGUUGUUUUAUCUGAAUUUGGCGGAAAACUACUAAUUUUUGGUGUAGUAAGUUUAACCCUGAUUUGGGUAAAAUCCAAAUCGAAUUUUAAAGUGUAUUCCAGUUCUAACAUCAAAUAUUACGUGGUUUCAGGUAUUCCUAUUACCAAAGUGUCAAGAUAGUGUGCUACGGUUAGCGAAAUUCCACAAACACUAGAUUCGAACUUUUGCCCCAGUGGUGGGGCAAGAGUUCGAAUAAAACACACACAUACAAAAAGUGUUGUAACUCAAAAUUGAAAAGACAUUUAGCGUAACUUUGUUCAGCAAAAUUUUAGCUCAUGGAUGGUAGAAUCACCACACGGUAUUUAUUUAUUUAUAUCUGCUUCGAUUUUUUGAAAUAGGUUGAAUUAGCAACUAAGGUCGAACUUUUGCCCCACCUUACUCUACAUGUUAUGUGAACUUGGGUUUUGCGUUCUACCAGCAAUUAAGUGCAUAAUAGGCAGCAAGGAUAAAAUUUCGGUGCGAUGGUGUGCUGCCUUUAGUGAAUCAGAUGAACACUACUUGUGGGGAGACGGAGAGGGUUAAUGUUUAUGGGAUACACGACGCCGCUGCUUGGGCGACGUAUGGCAAUGACGGUCGGGUUUUGCGGGUGGACCUAUCCAAAUGGAAAAGUGGAAUCUCUAGAUUCAGGAAUUUUGAUGCUGCCGAAUCAUCCAAUUCUGAUUAGCGUGGCCCUGCUACAGUGUUGAGGUUUUUGAACCGGGUGGGUUCGGUUUAUCAUUGGAUAAGUCCUUUAAAGGUUUUUUUACGGUCCCGCUGAAUAUCAUUUCGUUUUUUUAAUUUAGGGGCCAUCCAAUAAGUACGUCACGAUUGAUUGGUUUAUUUGCCUUUCUCUGUAUUUAUGAGAGGAGGGUUAUUGGUUUCCUUAAUGCUAAUAUGCAUUUGGUUAUAUUAGUAUUAUAAUCAUGUUUAUGUGUCUUAAUUAUUUACAUGUACUGUUAAAAUCAUUCUGAAUACCUGACCAUUCCUGUACCAAAAUCCUAUUUCCUUUCUAUUUUUUCGAGAGCGUCGGUGAGUCGGUGAAUAGUUAUCCCUUCUCUACUAUCCUUUCCCAUCCACAUAACGUGUUUCUUAUCGUUUCAGAGACCGAUCAAUGGCGGUUAAGCCUAGGCUUGUUAGCCAGGACAUAGUGUAAAUGCCUGUGCCCCAUCCCGGAAUCAUAAAAACCCAUGGAGUGACAACAUUUCUUAGCUAUGUCACUCCCAACGUUGGUGUUUAAAUAUAUUAAAACACUUUCACUCACUCCCAACACAUCUGCAUGAUUUACUCAAAUACAUUUACACAAUCUGAAUCUUGUCGCAUCACUCGCUUAUAGUGAUUCCCAAAUCACCUCAUUCCAAAUAUCCAACUCCUUGACACCUAUGGGAGUGUCGGUGAGUCGCUGACCUCUUGUAAAGUAGGUGUCAUAUCAUCACAGCCUUUCCUAUCCUCGUAACGGAGAAGAUGGGCGUGGCCGGCAAUGGAAGUUCUCAUGUAUUCUUUACUUCAACCUCUAGUUGGAUAGCUGUCCCUUCCCAAAUAGCAUUCCAUAAGCAAUUAGAAUAGGAGUAUUAAAGUUUUAACAUGACAACUUUCAGUAUGCAAUCUACGAAUUACGCCGUUACUACGCAACGCAACGCAACGCAAAAAAUGCUAAUAUGAGUUGAAAAAUAAAAGAAAUAAAAGUCAUCAAUCAAAGCAAAUCAUAGUUCUGGGUCCCGCAAACAAAGUUUGGAGGGAGUUUAGGUCGUCAAAUCUGAUUUUAUAUAUUUGUCAAAGGUUAUAAUAUCAAAAAAUCGAGAUUUUUUCACAAAAUUUUCCAAAAAGGCUCAAUUUAUAAAGAUUUUAAAAUUUUUCCUGCGAUUCACAAUUUUCUUAUUUUAUAGCAAAUUUUGUGUAGAUUAUUUCGGCUGAAGACCGCGGGGUAGCGCAAGGUAGCGCGGACGUCAACCACGAAUAGAUGUGCCGUAGCCCACAUGAAUUUGACAUGCUUGGGAAAUUGACACUUUUGGGCACUCUGACAGAUCUGGGAAGUGCACGACAUCUGCGAAGCAUUACCAUAAGUUAUUACUUAAGUAAAACGUGUAAAACUAGCAAAAGGUUACGAAAAUUUUGGCGUGCAAUCGUUCGAAAUUACACGACAACGCGAAGAUAGCAAAUAAAUCAGUAAGAAAUUGUGUAACGCAUCAGUUUUCAGCAAAAACAAUUUUGAACGUGUUUUUGUUGUGAGCUACGGGGAUUUUGCCUUUUGCUGGCCCCCUCCCCCUGCUGAAGACAGUUUUGAGCUAUUGACCUCGCAGCACCAAAUCGGAGUUCGCCAGUUGCACUAGCGAAGCGAAGUUUUCAGCGAACUUUCUGUCAUUCCUCAUCCGACCCGACAUGCAUCCCUGAUGUUUUCGUUUUCAGUCCGACGCCGUGUCGACAAUCACGACUUUAUCCUACCUGGGCGUCUGUCAGUGCGAGCGCGCCAAAUUUUUCGUGAGUGAGGAGUGAGCAUGUGGUGUUGGUGGUUAAGGUGAAACGGUACGCUAGCCGCUAUUAAUUAGAAAAAUUGUUUCGCAAAUGUCGAUCGCUUGGUCGAUCGGCUUUUUUUUGCGAAAACGCAAACUGAAAAGUAUUAAUUUAUUAAAAAUAGUAAGCGCACGGGUGCAAUAGUUUAGCAAGUUCGGAAUUUUGUGUGAAAUUAGUUUUUGUUUUCACCAUGGAAAAAUGCUUCUGACUACCAUGGUGAGUUCGUCUCAUUUCCCCUUAAGUGC